CAGCACUGACUAUUUGACUGCCUGCCUACCAGCACCUUUCUUCUUUCAGUAGGAGCAUAUUCUCUUCUGUGCUCAAGAAGAACCACCAGCAUGCAUCUGCCACUGAUCAUUCUGGGCCUAACUGCCUUUAUUGACAUUUCCUUCAGUCAGUCUAUAUGCUAUCGCAAUAUAAAUGGAGUUGAUACCACUGGGGCAUCUUGUCAAACUGCAAGAUCAGAAGGCUUAAUAUAUUGUGGAGUUCCAGCUUCUGAAAAGAUUGCUGAGGGGGAUCUAACCAGAAUGAAUAAAUAUAAAGGCAUCAUUAAAAGUGCUGGCAGAAAACUGUGCGUGGAUCCAGCUGUGAUUGCUGGCAUCGUCUCUAGAGAGUCACAUGCAGGAGCUGCCCUAACCCACGAUGGCUGGGAUGAAAGGAGAAAUGGUUUUGGUUUGAUGCAAAUUGAUAGACGGUCUUAUCCUCAACUUACUCGACCAUGGAACUCCGAAGCUCAUCUCAUUCAAGGCACACAAAUCCUUGUGAAAAUGAUUACGGCAAUCCAGAGAAAGUUCCCAAGGUGGACUAAAGAACAACAGCUGAAAGGUGGGAUUUCUGCCUACAAUGCAGGACCUCGAAAUGUCCAGACUUAUGCUGAUAUGGAUAUUGGCACAACCCACAAUGAUUAUGCCAAUGAUGUAGUUGCACGAGCCCAGUUUUACAAGAAAAAUGGAUACCUUUCUGAACACUACGGUAAAUUAAUGGAUGUCGAUACAACUGGGGCUUCCAUUGAAACUGGAAAACAAGAAGGUCUAAGCUAUGGAGGAGUGACUGCUUCAGAAAAGAUUGCUGAAAGAGAUUUAAAGAAUCUGCAAAAAUAUGAAACCAAGAUUAAGAACGUUGGUAAAAAACUGGGUGUAGAUCCAGCUCUGAUUGCUGCUAUCAUCUCCCGAGAGUCUCAUGGUGGAAUAGUCCUGAAGGACGGCUGGGGUGACAGAGGAAACGGAUUUGGUUUAAUGCAGGUUGAUAAACGACACCAUGAAAUUGUUGGUACGUGGGACAGUGAAGAGCAUAUUACGCAAGGUACAGAGAUUUUGUGUGGGAUGAUAAAAGACAUCCAGAAGAAAUUCCCACAAUGGACAAGAGAACAACAGCUAAAAGGUGGGAUUUCUGCCUAUAAUGCAGGGCCUAAGAACAUUCAGAGCUAUGAGAGAAUGGACAUUGGCACAACUAAGAAUGACUAUGCCAAUGACGUUGUUGCAAGAGCCAAAUUUUAUAAGAGAAAUGGAUACUGAGAAUGCUGGUUGUAUAGAGAUUGCAUUUUAAAAGUAGACUGAGUCAAAUAGUGACUAGUACUUGGAUUUCCAACAGAAAUACUGAAAAAAGGGAGAAAAAUGUUACAAACUUCAAGGGGCUCUCUUUUAGUUUAGAUUAAACUGAGUUUAAAGUUUAAGUUAUGUAUUAGUGAUAGUAUUGGAGGUCAUUAAAACUGGAAGUCUUAUCUCCAAUUUAGCUUCUGCUACUUCUUUCUUUUUUGUG
This is a messenger RNA of Alligator sinensis (Chinese alligator), 1510 nucleotides long. RefSeq names its product lysozyme g-like. The record is from RefSeq and is a predicted model, not a curated record. Gene Ontology annotation, molecular function: lysozyme activity. Gene Ontology annotation, biological process: defense response to Gram-positive bacterium; peptidoglycan catabolic process. NCBI's taxonomy places the organism in Eukaryota, Metazoa, Chordata, Crocodylia, Alligatoridae. The transcript has 10 exons. Bases 91 to 1266 code for a protein of 391 amino acids. Gene Ontology annotation, cellular component: extracellular region.